Molecule: messenger RNA, 2718 nt
Organism: Alternaria conjuncta
Lineage: Eukaryota; Fungi; Ascomycota; Dothideomycetes; Pleosporales; Pleosporaceae
Exons: 2
Coding region: 1-2718 (905 amino acids)
Biological process (GO): mitochondrial fusion
Cellular component (GO): mitochondrial outer membrane
Molecular function (GO): GTPase activity; GTP binding
Source: RefSeq, a predicted model, not a curated record
AUGAAUCCCGAUCGACGCAACGGCCGCCCCUCCUCGCCCGGCGAGUCCUCCAGCAGCGGCCGCCGUGGCCAAUCCGACGACUUCGUCCCGCGCCGGAAUGCUGGACCCGGAUACAUGACGGUCGGCGGCGGCAGCACCACGAGCGACGCCGCCGCCCGCCUCGUCUCGAUGCUCGACGAGGACUCUGGCUAUGGCGGAAGUAUGCAAGACGGCGAAGGCAGCGGCAUGAAUUGGCGGUCUAACAUUGGCGAAGACAGACCAUCACCGAUGCUGUCUGCCGGGUCAGGGAACGCCGAACACGAACGCCAGCGCAGCCAUGUCCUGCAGCUGCGCUACAACCAGAACAAGAACGCCCUCGGCCGCGCCAUUGCUGGCACCAUCGAGACGCUGAAGAGUUUCCAAGAGAUGAACCUGAAAUGGCCGGCCCACUACCCCUCGGUCCAGGUGGCAGAAAAGCAAAAAGCACAUCUCCGCAACGAAUCACGGCCCGGCCUGCAGCACACACAGUCGGCCAUGGGCAACUUCGACCCCGACAUGCGCUCCCCCGAACGACCACGAGGACCCCGCCGAGCGGGCACGACGAUUGGAGAUGACUUUGGCGAAUCGAGCUCAACCGCCGAACAGAAACGCAAGGAGGAGCCCAGACUCGUCACGCCACAGCUGGCCCACGACUUCUCCGUCCUGAAGUUGGAACUGCGCAUGGGAGGCCGGAACCAGACAGACCUGGUACACUCGCUCGAGAAGAACUCGGUUGCUUCUCUCCUCGACGGACAGAUCCAGCAGAGCAUACGCCACCUUUUCUCUCUCAAAGAGCGUAUCGAGGACACAUCGAGCAAGGUCCUGGUCACCGGAGAUCUCAACGCCGGAAAGUCAACCUUCUGCAACGCUCUCCUCCGACGCAAGGUCCUUCCCGAAGACCAGCAGCCCUGCACAAGCAUAUUCUGCGAGGUGCUUGACUUCAGAGAGAACGGCGGAGUCGAAGAGGUCCAUGCGAUUCCCAUCGGCUCGACAUACAACCGCAACGACGAGAGCACCUAUGUUGUAUUCGACUUGAAGGACCUUGAGAAGAUCGUCAUUGACAACGACCACUUCUCACAAUGCAAGAUCUACGUCAAGGACAUCCGGGACGUGGAUGAAUCUCUCCUCAACAACGGAGUCGUCGACAUCGCUCUCAUUGACGCCCCGGGUCUGAACGCCGACUCUCUAAAGACGACCGCCGUUUUCGCUCGCCAAGAAGAGAUUGACGUUGUCGUCUUCGUCGUCUCUGCCGCCAACCACUUCACCGAGUCCGCCAAGAACUUCAUCUUCACCGCCGCGCGAGAGAAGGCAUACAUGUUCAUGGUGGUCAACGGCUUCGACACCAUCCGCGAUCAGAACCGUUGCCAGGAAAUGAUCCUGAAGCAAGUCGCCAAUCUCAGUCCCGCCACAUUCAAGGAGUCCAGCGAACUGGUGCACUUCGUCUCCAGUAACGCCAUUCCCAUGGGUGGAGGUGGGAGCCCCCCGGAUGACGACGGCGACGAUGACCCCUCUGACAAAGGAAAGGGCAAGGAAGCAGAGAAGCAGCGCGACUUUGCUGAUCUCGAGGCCUCGUUGCGACGUUUCGUAUUGGAAAAGAGGGCGCGAUCCAAGCUGGCACCCGCCAAGACCUAUCUCCUCAACGUGCUAGGAGACAUGAACAACCUUGCCACUGUCAACCGAGAUGUCUCCCAGAGCGAAUUGGACCGUGUCACCAAGGAGAUCCAGGCGCUCGAGCCCGAGUUCGAAGAGUCAAAGAAGUCGCGGACAGAAGCCGGAGAGGCGGUUGAUCGUAUGGUCGAGGACACAACAUCAGACGUCUAUGGUUACACCCGGGACACGCUCAACAACUCUAUCGCCAGGGUGGCAGAGCAGGAUCUUGGCAUCGAAUACCCUGGCCUCUUUUCAGCCUACCAGUACGCCGAGGACAUCAGAGACUCCAUGCUCCACGAGAUCACCGAAGCGGUUCGCUUGUGCGAAGAACAUGCACGAACCCAAGCGGUACAAGGCUACAACGGCAUUAAGAACUUGGGUGUUUUACAUCUUGGUAACAACCUGUAUGCCGAUGUCAUGUUCCGCCCAGAGAGGAUGUUUAGGAAGUCAGUGCACGCUCUCGCGCGCCAAGUGGACAUCGACAUCGACCUAUGGGACUUCUUCGAUGUCGCCAGUCUAUGGGAACGACAAGAAAAGGCUGCCGGUGCUGGUAUGGCCAUGACUGUUGCCGGUGUAGUAGGUGGCAGGUUGGUCGGCGGCGUCGGCUGGCUAGACGGUGCCCUUGGUGCUGCAAAGGUCAUGGGUACAAGCAACAUGAGGAGACUGAUCAUCCCCGGUCUCAUCGCUGGUGUUGCUCUCGGAGUAUCAUACGUCCUGGCUUCCGUGCCCAAGUCGCUACCUCACCGCCUCAGCGCAAAGCUAUCUCAACAGCUCUCGGCGAUCGACUACACACACUCUAACGCCCUUCGCAUCAGCUCCGAGGUUCGCCGUGCACUCAAGGGCCCUGCCAACGAUGUCCGCAUCGGCCUACAGAGGAACGUCGAGAAGCUCCAGCUGCAGAAGGAGGAGACAACGAAGCUCAAGGCGGAAACCGAAAUCGCUCGCAAGUACUUCGGCAACCUCGUCCGCAGCAGCAAUGACCUGCGCCAGACGGUCCAGCGUGUUGACCUGGAGGCUGCGCCACCAGCGAUUAGCAGCCCGAUGCAGUAG